Messenger RNA from Phyllostomus hastatus (greater spear-nosed bat), 1584 nucleotides. It is a transcript of the gene NPFFR1, whose product is annotated as neuropeptide FF receptor 1. Gene Ontology annotation, cellular component: membrane. The record is from RefSeq and is a predicted model, not a curated record. Gene Ontology annotation, biological process: G protein-coupled receptor signaling pathway. Lineage: Eukaryota; Metazoa; Chordata; Mammalia; Chiroptera; Phyllostomidae. Gene Ontology annotation, molecular function: peptide binding; neuropeptide receptor activity; nucleic acid binding.
AUGGAGGGGGACUCUGCACUUGAGCAUGACUGCUUGGAAAUAAUUGACCAAGUUUAUUCUAGCAGGCCAGAUAUGAUGGAGGAGCUGCUGGCGUCGCCGGACUGGGAGCUAUAUACAGAUGGGAGCAGCUUCAUGGACAAUGGCCAGCGACGAGUGGGGUAUAUGGUGGCCACUGCAGACAAGCUGGACAGCUUCUCACCAGUGCGGAUUCUCUGGAAGGUUUCAGAUGGCACAGGCAGUGUCUGUGGCGUCAACUUUGUAGCUGGAGCCUCCCUGGAAAGCCAAAGUUCUGUGGAGGAGAUGGUGAGGAAGGACAUUGAAGACUUUGAGGGAGAGCCCUUUCAGCCUCCAAAAAGCUGGUCUCCAAGCCAGAAUGGGAGUCACAUUGAGGCCAUCUGGGCUGCAAACCGCACCCUCUCCUCCUCCUACCAGCACUCCUCACGGGUGGCCAUGUUCAUUGUAGCCCUCAUGCUGACCUUCCUCCUCUGCAUGGUGGGCAAUGCCCUGGUCUGCUUCAUCGUGCUCAGGAACCGGCACAUGCGCACCAUCAGCAACACGGUCAUUCUCAUCCAGGCCAUCAGAGACCUGCAGGUGGGCAUCUUCUGCAUGCCUGCCACCCUGGUGGCCUCCAUUGUUACAGGGUGGCCCUGAAACACCACAUGCAAGAUAAACGGCUUGGUGCAGGACACAUCUGUGUCAGCUUCCAUUAUCACACUGCUGGCCAUUGAGGUGAGAAGAUUCCGCUGCACUGUGCACCCUUUCUGCGAAAGGCUGACCCUGCAGAAGGUGCUGGUCACCAUUGCAGUCACCUGGGCCCUGGCCCUGCUCAUCAUGGGCACCUCCGCUGUCGUGCUGUCAUGCAAGGAGCACCAUUUCAUGGUGGACACUCACAUUUGCUCCUCCUGGCUCUACUUGUGCUGGGAGGCCUGGCCUGACAAGGGCCACCAGGUCUACAUUGCCGUGUUCUUUUCACACACCUACCUUGCACUGCUGAAACUCUUCAUGGUCAUGUAUGCUGCCCGCAAGCUUGUCGAGGCCUCGGGCCCAGCCAAGUGGGCAAGGAGGUCAGCUGGGAACAGGUGGGGGCUCUGGCACGAGGCCAAGGUCGUGCACCUGCUAGUUGUGGGGGCACUCUCCUUCACCCUGUCCUGGCUGCCCCUCUGGGCACUGUGGCUGUUCACCCACCACCAGCAGCUCAGUGAGUUGCAGCAGCACCUGAUCCCUGUCACUCCUUCCUACUCCUUCCCCUUUGCCCACUGGCUGGCCUUCUUCAACAGCAGCACCAGCGCCACCAUCCGUGGCUACUUCGACAAGAACUUCUGCCAUGGCUUCCAGGCUGCCUUCCAUGCCUGGCUCUGCCUGGUACAGUAGGGGAGCCACCAGAGGACCUACUGCUCUCAUGGGUAGGUGGAGGCGCAGCCGGACUCUGGCCUGACGUCCGAGGUGGGUCUCGCAGCGGGAGCUCCCAGGCCUGGCUGCCUCCUGCCACACCAUGACCCCACGGCACACCAUGGCUCGGCUGGGGAGGGCCCUGGCUGCUCUCAGCCUGGGACAUUUGCGUGGCAUAGGGAGGGCAGCCCCUGA